Messenger RNA from Triticum urartu, 2060 nucleotides. Lineage: Eukaryota; Viridiplantae; Streptophyta; Magnoliopsida; Poales; Poaceae. The record is from RefSeq and is a predicted model, not a curated record.
GGUCGAGUUUAUUCAUGCCGAGUCCAUGAUAUGAUUCUUGAUCUUCUUAUAUCCAAGUCAAUUGAAGAAAAUUUUGUUACCUUCUUUGGUGGCCAAAAUCAGAAAUUAGUGCUACAACAUAAGAUUCGUAGACUAUCUCUGUGUUAUUCCCAAGAGCACAUCGCAGUUCCAUCAACAGCGAUCAUUUCUCAUUGCCGGUCGCUCAGUAUAUUUGGGUAUGCUGAACAGAUGCCUCCUCUUUCGAAGUUUAGAGUUCUGCGAGUACUUGAUAUAGAAAAUGGUGAGGACAUGGAAAGCAGUUUUAUUGAACAUGUAAGGACUCUUUGUCAGUUGAAAUAUUUGCGGCUCGAUGUUAGAAGCAUUUCUGCAUUCCCUGAGCAAUUAGGAGAACUACAGCAUUUGCAGACUCUGGAUAUAAGAUGGACAAAGAUACGAAAAUUGCCCAAAAGCAUUGUUCAACUGCAAAAUAUGACAUGUUUGCGUGUCAAUAAUCUUGAAUUACCUGAAGGAAUUGGGAAUCUGCAUGCUCUACAGGAGCUAAGAGAGAUCAAAGUCAAGUGGGACAGUUUGGCAUCUUCUUUGCUGGAACUGGGCAGCCUGACUAAAUUGAGGAUUCUUGGGCUGCGCUGGUGCAUCAUCGAUACACACGGUAACAAAGAAAUUUUUGUGGAGAACUUGGUCUCAUCACUCUGUAAACUGGGUAGACUCAACCUUCGGUCUCUAUGCAUUAAGAGUGACUAUGGUUAUUCCAUUCCUCUAAAAGAAAUGUAUGGUUAUUCCAUAGAUUUCUUGCUGGAUUCUUGGUUCCCAUCCCCUCGUCUCCUCCAGAAAUUUCAGAUGGACGCGUACUAUUUCUUUCCCAGAGUUCCAGUUUGGAUCGCGUCACUUGACAACCUCUCGUACCUAGAUAUCAAUAUUAACCCUGUAGAAGAGGAGGCAUUAGAGAUCCUUGGAGGGUUACCUGCUUUGCUGCUUCUGUGUUUGUCAUCAGAAUCAUCUGCUCAAAAACAAAGACUCGUUAUAAGCAGCAACAUGUUCAUAUGUCUGAAGGAUUUCCGCUUCACCUGCUGGAGCAAUGGCAAAGGACUGAUAUUUGAAGCUGGGGCCAUGCCGAGUCUUGAGAAGCUGGAGGUUCCAUCAGACGCAGGCAAAGAUCUUGAUUUUGGCAUCCAGCACCUCUCUUCCCUUAUGCAUGUUACCGUGAAGAUCAUUUGCGGUGGUGCCACGGUUCGGGAGGUGGAGGCAUCGGAGGAAGCCAUCAGGGGCACAGUUACUCUCCUUCCGAACCACCCCCACACUGGAAAUCCGAAUAUGGGGUGAUGAAAAUAUGGUGGAGGAGGACCAAGGGAGGGCUGAAGAGGAGAUCCAGACAAGCACACAACUCAUCUGACAAAUUUUCAGGUGAGCUGCAGGACAUAUGGAGGAGGGAAGAAAUUAAGGCCAGACAAAGAUCUAGAGAGAGAGAAGUACUGGAGGGGGAGCUAAAUACAGGAUACUUUCAAGCUGUUGCAAACCAAAAAAGAAGGAAAAAACAGAUUGCAAUGCUGGAAGGAGAGGAUGGACCUGUUGAAGACCCCAAAGAAAAUAUGGAGACAGGUGGCUAUGGAGCUAGCAGCAUGGGAGGUUCUGUUCUCAAACGAUGCAAAAAUCCAGGUCUCUGCUGUGGUGAAAAACCUCGAGAAGCUUGCCAGAGAUCCUCAUAUGCUGAUGUGGCCAGACCCCGGUUGAUCCUUUCAAGCUGCACGUGGGGGCGAAACUGAAAAAAGAAGAUUGAUGCUGAUGCUACUACUCUCUUUCUGUUUUGAAUAGAGAGAGCACAAGAUGUAAACCCCCCCUGUGUACCUUUUAAUUUUUUUCUUUUGUUCCAGUAGACUUGAGGGUUGCUUUCUAUGUUAGCUUGGUGUAGUUCAGCUCCAGGAUAGUUUUGUGUUUCUUGCUGAGACAGCUUGGUGUGCUGUGCUCCGCGGGCUGUAUUGGUGAAUGCUUGUCACACUGGUUUCGUUGCUUGCAAUGGAACCGGGGCUGCGUGCCCUUUUGCUCUAAAAAAAAUAUGGACCAAA